CAACUCGACAUCAUUUCAAUGGCCGAAACCACCAUGAUGCCGGAGGAGAUAGAGAUGGAAAUGGCAAAGAUUCAAAGACUUCGGGAAGUCUUGGUCAGAAGAGAAUCGGAGCUGAGAUUUAUGAUGGACGACAUCCAGUUGUGCAAAGACAUCAUGACUCUUAAGAAAGAGCUGCAGAAUUUAGUCGCCAUCUCAGAGAAAGACAACACAAAGUUGCAGGAUCAAAGGGAGGACGAGUUGAUCCAGAAGAUCCACAAAUUAGUGCAGAAAAGGGACUUUCUUGUUGAUGAUGCAGAAGUGGAGCGAUUAAGAGAGAAGGAAGAAGACAAGGAGAUAGCUGAUUUCCUACGGCUUAAGUUGAAACCUUUGGACAAUGUUGUACAGUCUCCAACCAGGGUACCUACAGAGAAGAAAGCUGAGCCUCCACCACCACCACCACCCCUUCCUCCCAACAAGCCCACCAUUGCCAAAACCAGCGCCGCUCUCAUCAAGGAUUGCUGUGGGAUGACCCAAUGCGCCAUCAUGUAGCUCCAGCAUUUCUCUCGGGCCACGCCUUCUGCUCGACCCACUUCCCCGUUGGCUGAAAAACAACAACAACUGGUGGGCGAAGGAAUCAGGACAUCAAGCACCCAGAUAUUCUUGAUCAUUGAAUCUCCCGUUGUAUUUCUUACAGUAACUUGUGUGCUAUUCUUGGUGACUCCUUGGUGUUGCAUGGACCUCUGCCAGCAUGCCCUAGGUUAAGAUGAGGAGUAGGCAUUAACUAUAACCAGAACACGGAGAAGAACUGUGAGGUGUAGGCAUAGAUGGGGGUGGGGGAUGGCUUAUGGUUUGCGGGUAACAUCAGGGGCCGUCUGUUAUGUCUAGAACUGCGUCCCCCCAGGAUGGUAAGUCAUCUCCAUCAAAGGUAGGAAGACCAGCCAAGGUGAACUCUGUGCUUAGCAUGCUGUGUCGAAUGUAUCUGAUCCGGCGUGGUGAACCAUAGUCUGAAUCCAGCCGAUAGGUAAAUUCCGCGUAGGAGUAGGAUCAAUUCUUAGUCUAACGCCAGCUCCGAAGUAGAAAUAACACAUAGCCCUUUUAAUGGUCUGCCGAGCACCGGAUACGCCUCACACCUUCCUCCUUUUUAACAGGCGGUAUUGGAUCGGUGGGCGAACGGAGGCAAAACACCUUCCGUGUGGCUGGGUUGGGUCCUUUUUGCAAUGACAUGUGUGUUAAUA
This is a messenger RNA of Thamnophis elegans (Western terrestrial garter snake), 1214 nucleotides long. RefSeq names its product bMERB domain containing 1 (gene BMERB1). The coding region runs from base 19 to 528 and encodes 169 amino acids. NCBI's taxonomy places the organism in Eukaryota, Metazoa, Chordata, Lepidosauria, Squamata, Natricidae. Gene Ontology annotation, cellular component: microtubule cytoskeleton. The transcript has 5 exons. Gene Ontology annotation, biological process: negative regulation of microtubule depolymerization. The record is from RefSeq and is a predicted model, not a curated record.